This is a messenger RNA of Rattus rattus (black rat), 5053 nucleotides long. It is a transcript of the gene Srl, whose product is annotated as sarcalumenin. The record is from RefSeq and is a predicted model, not a curated record. NCBI's taxonomy places the organism in Eukaryota, Metazoa, Chordata, Mammalia, Rodentia, Muridae. The transcript has 7 exons. Bases 11 to 2749 code for a protein of 912 amino acids. Gene Ontology annotation, molecular function: GTP binding.
GGCAGUCACCAUGAAGGCGCUGCUCCUGCUCUGCUGCUUCCUGGCCUCGCUGCUGCUUUCAGGACAAGCAGAACUGCAAGUCUCUGCUUCGGGUGGCACGGAAGAUGUUGGCAAUUUGUUGGAGAAUCAUUUCUCUGCUGGAGACGCAAGUCUAGAGGAGAAAGAAAGGGCGCUUUAUGCAGAUGCGGCCCCUGGAGACAAGAACCUACUCCUUCACUACCCAGACGGCAGGGAGGCUGAGAGCUUGGAGCAGCCUCCUGCAGGGGCCCCUUCCACUGCCAACGGCCAGGGCUCCGAAUCCGAAGCUAGCCUGUCCAAUUCCUCAGCUGCAGAGUCAGCUCCACCCGGGGAUGUCGAAGGACCCGGGGAGGAAGAGGAGGGCCCACAUGCAGCAGGCACCCUUCCUCCGGGAGGGGCUGAGGGGCCAGAAGAAGAGAGGCCAGAGUUCAGUUCUGGAGAGGAAGCAGGACAGGAGGAGGCUGGGGUGGGGCUCCCCACAGAGGGGGCUGCGAAUAUGGAGGCAGAAGUACAAGAGGGAAGUAGUGGCGUCCCCGAGGAAUUGCAGGGGCGCUUAGGAGAUGGGCCUAUGGAAGAAGCAGCAGCCGGGGCAGCAGAGUCUGUAGCUCCCCAGUCUAUAGAGGGUGAAGAGGCAGGAGGUGAGGGCAGCACAGGCUCUGGUCACCAAUCCACAGAGCUAGAUGGAGCCCAGGAUGCCAUACCCGCUGGAGAGGACUCAGAGGCUGACGUGGCUGCCGAAGCCAGGGAGGAGGCAGAGGACCAGCCCGAGGACCACUCCCUGCCGUCAGAGGAUGCAGCACCCCCAGGGCCUGAUCACCAGCCCACAGACCCACACGCAGUCUCUGACAUGGCAUCUUCUGGAGUAGGGGCAGAGGAAGACGCUGAAGACUCAAAGCCUGAGGUGGAUGCAGAAACUGGGGAGGAGGCUGAGGACCAGGGGGAGGCUAGACCUAGCCUGGAGGCUGGCUCAGCUGGAGAGGCCAGGGAAAAGUCCGAGGACACCCAGAGUUCCGAGGUGAGGGAGACAGAGGGCCAGGCAUCAGGGAUGUCGGAGGAGGACCUGGCUGAGGCCUCCUCUGAAGAAGAGGGCGGUGAAGAAGGCGGAAGUGAGGAUGGAGGACUUCCAUCUAAAGAAGAGUCUGGAGAAGACAGUGGUGACGGAGCUAGCUCAGAAGAAGAGGGGAGCACCUCCGGGGAGGCUGCAGAGCCCCAGCAAACACCAAGAGCCACAGGACAUGAGGAGGAAGGGGCCCAGCUUGAUGUGGAAGAUUUGAACACAGGGUCCGAGGGCGUCAAGACCCAGGACACAGAAGCAGAGGCAUCUGGAGAGAGACAACAGGGGAGAGGGAAUCCUGUAAUUGCUCAUCAGGAAGAGGCGGAGGAUGUGAGCGAAGAGGCUCCCAUGAGGGAUCGCUCCCACAUCGAGAAAACCCUGAUGCUGAAUGAGGACAAGCCAGCGGACGAUUACUCAGCGGUGCUGCAGCGGCUUCGGAAGAUCUACCACACAUCCAUCAAGCCCCUGGAGCAGUCUUACAAGUACAAUGAACUUCGACAGCAUGAGAUCACAGACGGGGAGAUUACUUCCAAGCCAAUGGUGCUGUUCCUGGGACCGUGGAGCGUUGGCAAAUCCACCAUGAUAAACUACCUCCUUGGAUUAGAAGAUACUCGAUAUCAGCUUUAUACAGGUGCUGAGCCUACCACCUCUGAGUUCACUGUCCUCAUGCAUGGGCCCAAGCUGAAAACCAUUGAGGGCAUCGUCAUGGCUGCUGACAGUGCCCGGUCCUUCUCACCACUGGAAAAGUUUGGCCAGAAUUUUCUGGAGAAGCUGAUUGGCAUUGAGGUUCCCCACAAGCUUCUAGAACGAGUCACUUUCGUGGAUACUCCGGGCAUCAUUGAGAACCGCAAGCAACAAGAAAGAGGUUACCCCUUCAACGAUGUGUGUCAGUGGUUCAUCGACAGAGCCGACCUCAUCUUCGUUGUCUUUGAUCCCACCAAGCUGGACGUGGGCCUGGAGCUGGAGAUGCUCUUUCGCCAACUGAAAGGACGCGAGUCCCAGAUAAGGAUCAUUUUGAACAAGGCUGACAACCUGGCCACACAAAUGCUCAUGCGGGUGUAUGGGGCUCUCUUCUGGAGCUUGGCCCCUCUCAUCAAUGUCACGGAGCCUCCCCGGGUUUACGUCAGCUCCUUCUGGCCACAGGACUAUAAGCCCGAUACCCACCGGGAUCUGUUCCUCAAAGAAGAGAUCUCUCUCCUGGAAGACCUGAACCAGGUGAUAGAGAACAGGCUCGAGAACAAGAUUGCUUUUAUUCGCCAGCACGCCAUCAGGGUCCGAAUCCACGCCCUUUUAGUUGACCGCUAUCUGCAGACUUACAAGGACAAAAUGACCUUCUUCAGUGACGGGGAACUGGUCUUUAAGGACAUUGUGGAAGAUCCUGAUAAAUUCUACAUCUUCAAGACCAUCCUGGCAAAGACCAAUGUCAGCAAGUUUGACCUUCCCAACCGUGAGGCUUAUAAGGACUUCUUCGGCAUCAACCCCAUUUCCAAUUUCAAACUCCUCUCUCAGCAGUGCUCCUACAUGGGGGGCUGCUUCCUGGAGAAGAUUGAACGAGCCAUCACCCAGGAGCUCCCCAGCCUUCUGGGUAGCAUUGGGCUUGGGAAGAAUCCAGGUGCUCCUAACUGUGACAAAACAGGCUGCGGAGAGACCCCAAAGAAUCGCUACAAGAAGCACUAGUUUCUGCGUAGCUAUCCUCGGGUCCCCGUUGGUGAAUAAGCUUGUGUCCUAACUGUCUGAGAAGUCCUGGUUUGUUAACCCUUUGAGCCAUACUGGCGACAACCAGUCUGCAUUGGAGAUUUGGAAGUUCACUGAGGCCGGUGAAUCAGGGAAGGCACAGGGUUCUAGGGAGGAGAGCGGUAACUGUGAAUCAUAGUAUGCUUGUCCUACUGCUUCAGUUAGAAGGCCUGACACAGGCCAAGUCAGUCUACAAGGCUUCCCUUGUUUUUUCUGGGUCCUGUCUUGGAAGGGCAGAGAGCAGCUAAAUCCUAAUGAAUACUAAGAUAGUGAGGUUCUAAUAAGCUAAACUCAUGGAAAUUUCCUGAGUAACAGAGGCUUCUCAGGUCUGUGUCAACUCCUUUCACACACGUCUUCUGUUUGAUCCCUGUCCCUCCUUGGCUCCCUCCUAAGCUUGGGUUGAUUUUCAGAAGUGGACAGUCUCUUGAGUUUGAUCUUCAUGAAUUUUGAGCCCAACCUUGGAAUCCUCUCCCAGUUUUCUCAAGGGGUGGGGCAUCCAUAAAACUAAAACAAGAGUUUUCAAAUUAGGGUGUUGAUCUGCCGCCACUGGUGUCCCAAUUGGGGAGCUCAGACAGUUGUCCCUAAAAGGAGGGUGAGUGGGUGAUGUACUCAAGUACCUUCCCCUCCUUACACGGAGGUAUGAAGGGCUCGGGGGGUUAAUUGGUUUGCAGUGUGUCUUUGUCUGUUGCAUGUCUUGGAAAGCUCAGAUCACAGAGGUGUUGGGUUUCAGAGUGGACAAUGGAGACCUUGCUCCUAGUCCUUAGAGGCUUCUCUGGACAGACAUUCUCCCAAGUUUUGGUGGAAGCUGUUUCUACAGCUCCUUUGUGGGAGCACUUGACAGAGGACUUGCCUCUUCUGGUUCCCGGAACCAUGGUUUCUCUUUUCCUUUCUUCUCCAUUCCCUGAUGCAUCAAUACUUCCAACUGAGAAAAAGUCCCUAGGAUCAGAACCAGUACCAGCCCCUUGACAUUGGCAUUGGUGCCAGAUAAGGCCCGAGGUUCAGAUUCAACCUGAAUUCCUGCAGAUACCCACCAAGUGCAGUCAGGACUGUCAGGGCCUUCAAACACCAGUGAAUGUGCACUUAGACAGUGUGUCCACUGUACAAGAGACAGCCAGGAGGAUGACAGAUUUGAGGGCACAGAGAGAGGACUCCUGGGAGUCUUGCAAGGCACACAUACACUGCCACCUUGAAGUGCAGGAGAGCAAGACGCUCUGGAAGGGUGAAGAGCUUUUUGACGGAGCAGGCAAAGUUCAGCCUGCCUUGAGGGCUUCCUCUGGGCACAGCCAGCUGCUUUCGUUUUGGAGCAAGCUCUCCUGGAGGCCCUGAUUGUGAGGCAUGGGUUGGGAUCCAGCAGCAGCAGGGGGUCAUCUGGAGCAGAAGGGAAGUGGGAGGGAAGCCUGAGCCGACGUUAUUCUUUCUGAGGAUCAAAUAUGCAGCGUAAGCAUAUUGGUAACCGAGGAGGCUACACAGAGAACAUCAACUGAGGCCUUUGUGUUUCUCCGAAUUCUUUGAAGUCUGGUGCCUUCUGAGGGAGACUGCUGUUUUGGCUCCACGUAGGGCCCAGGACCUGCUGCCGUAAGUCAAAAGCUCCAGAACUGCCAGGACAGUGUCUCCAAGGAGUGAGUUCCUCCCAUAAGAGUCAUUCAUGGAGCCUGGUGGUUAGGGUAGAUGAGCUGCAAUCAGUCUUGGAUUUUUCUUCCCAAACUCCUCCCCUCUUCUCUCCAUCAUGCGCUCUCUGGAGAGACUGUCCUUCCCACCCUUCUCCUUCCUGCCUGUGAGUUUUGUGUGGCAAAUCUGUUUUUCUCUCAAUGCAGAAACGGGGGAAACAGCUGAACUGUAUGGAGCCUGUCCUAGCUGUCAGUGCCUGCAUGCUUCGGGGGAAGCAGGUGAAAUGAGGCCAAUGAAUUCUUACAGCAUUUGCAUUUGGGGGGAGGCACCCGACCCGUGGUACCUUCCUUCCUUUUGGAUUUCUCUCCGUCCAUUUUUCUUCUCUGCCUCCAUUCUGUCCCUCUCCCACUCACAGGCCGGUGACAGUCCCACAGCUUUCAGCACUCAAUCUUGGCCUGGCUGUGCAGAGCUGGGUUUUGAGCAGGAUUCUGACUAGGAGGAGGGAAAAACGUGGGAUGCAGAGAUUUCCUGAGGGGAACAUCUGUGUCUGUGCCUGAAGAGUGGCUGACCUUUCCAGUGUCCUUUCUAUUCUGGUUUCAUCAGGGAGAACGUCUCAAUAAAGUUCCAAUCUCUCUUCAA